UGGAGUUCCCUUGCCGACAACAACAAAAAGAGAGUCAAAAAACAGGCGGAGUCAGCAGGAAGCGCUACAGUGCAAUACAGACAGCAUGGACAACGUGGACACAAGUUUUAUUCCCGAUCUGCCAACGGGCGGAGGUCUUGCUGUUUACCGCAAGCGCGCUAAUUUUGACUGGAAGCGCUUGCGCUUGAUCUUCGAAACGGAACAGGGACUGCGCAUCAAGUACAAUGUGUGGCGACGCCUGGAAAGUGAUCCGCUCUUUGCACACGCCUCGCGCACCCUGCCAAUGGACGAGCAGAAGCGGGUGGUCGCGAUGCAGGUGAAUAGCAUGAAACAAAUGGAUCUGGUGCCCAAGGAAAUCGAGAACCUGAACUUCUCGUCCAAGACAAAGUAUUUGAUGUACAUCAACGAGGCGCUGAACAGCUACUCGCCCAGCUUGUCCGUGAAGAUAGCGCUGGGAGUGGGCCUGUUCAACAAUGCGAUCAGGGCGAUGGGCACCGAGAAGCAUACCAAGUAUAUUGACGCCGCCUGGAACCGGGAGAUCAUCACCUGCCUGGCCGUUACGGAGGUCUCGCACGGCAGCAACACAAAGCGAAUUCGCACCACAGCCACCUACGAUCCCAGCUCGCAGGAGUUCGUCAUCAACACGCCGGACUUCGAGGCGGCCAAGUGCUGGGUGGGCAAUCUGGGCAAAAUGGCCACCGUGGCCCUGACCUUUGCCAAUUUGAUCACAGCCGACGGCGAGAACCAUGGACUGCAUGGCUUUCUCAUACCGAUUCGCGACCCGAAGACAUUGUUGCCCUAUCCGGGCGUCCUGGUCGGCGACAUUGGCGAGAAGAGCGGCCUGAAUGGCAUCGACAACGGCUUUGUUGUCUUCACCAACUAUCGCAUACCGCGCGACAAUCAUCUCAAUCGGACGGGCAACGUGACGCCCGAGGGCGUCUACGAGAGCGUCUUCACCGAUCCCGGCCAGGCACUGGGCGCCGCCCUCGAGAGCUUCUCGGCGGGACGCAUUGGCAUCAUGCAGGAGUCGGCCAACACCCUGUGCAGCGCGGCCGUCAUCGCGGUCCGCUACGCCGCAGUCCGCAAACAGUUCGGCCCGGAACGGGAGGGCGAGGAGAUGCCCAUCAUCGAGUACCAGCUGCAUCAAUAUCGCAUUUUCCCCUACUUGGCCUGUGCCUGCGUCCAGAAGAUUGCCGUCGAGGAGCUGACCAACAUAUAUCUGCAGAUCAUCGCCCGCUCCCAGGCGGACUCGAACGGAUUCGACAUAUUGACCCAGAACGCAGCGGAGAUUCACGCGAUUAUCUCGGCAUCGAAGCCGCGCAUCACGUGGUCGGCGCGCGACGCCAUCCAGGAGGCGCGCGAGGCGUGCGGCGGCCAUGGAUACCUGUACGCCUCCAAGCUGGGCCAGAUGCGCAGCGACCACGAUCCGCUGUGCACCUACGAGGGCGACAACAACGUGCUCGGCCAGCAGGCAUCCAAUUGGCUGCUGCGCCAGUGGAGCGCCAAGGAGCUGGAGUCGCCCAUUGGCAGCGUCACGUUCCUGCGGCGUCGCGAGGCCCUGUUGCAGCUGACGUUCGCGCAGCUGCGGCAGCAGAGUCCCCUGGACAGCUGGGAGUUUGCGCUCAGCUGCUACGAGUGGCUGCUGUGCCACCUGAUGGCGCGCACGACGGCCCACAUCGAGGCGCAGCUGGCCCAGGGAGUGCAUCGCUUCGAGGCGCGCAACAACUCGCAGGUGGGGGGCGCGCGGGAGCUGUCGCUGGCCUACGCCGAGUACUUUGCCCUGCGCAGCUUUGUGGCCCACGUGCGGCAGCUGCGGCUGGAGGAGCCCUAUGUCCAGGUGCUGCGCACGCUGUACGAUGUCUACGCCUUGUGGUUGCUGGAGAGCCACAUGACCACGUUCUAUGUGGGCGGCUUUGCCGUGGGCGGCGACUUUGCGUCUGCCGUGCAGCAGCGCCUCCUGCAGAGCUGUGCGCAGCUGAAGGACAUGGCCGUGAGCGUGGCCGAUGCCAUUGCUCCGCCGGACUUUGCACUCAACUCGGUGAUUGCGCGAGCCGACGGGCUGCUCUACGAGAAUCUGCAAAACGAAUUUAUGACCAACGAGGGUGCCUUCCAACGGCCCGCGUGGUGGCGCGACGUGCUCAUACCCCAGGGCCAGGAGAAGUCCAAGCUCUAAGCCAGGCAGCGGUACAUGGGGGGGACAAGUGGCUAGGCAGGUCGAUCGGUCGGUGAACCAAUUUAGCUAGAUGUACAGCUACUGUUAUAUAGUCAUAUCGCAUCCAGGUAUUAGCUCUUACUGCAACGGUAAACACAUCAUAUAUAGGGAUUUGUAUAGAGGCCUUGACAUGAAUUGUUUCAUUUCCUUUAAUCUUUGACGAGUUUUGUGAUUGCAACAAAUCGAAAUGAAAGC
Molecule: messenger RNA, 2407 nt
Organism: Drosophila navojoa
Lineage: Eukaryota; Metazoa; Arthropoda; Insecta; Diptera; Drosophilidae
Product: peroxisomal acyl-coenzyme A oxidase 3
Biological process (GO): lipid homeostasis; fatty acid beta-oxidation using acyl-CoA oxidase
Cellular component (GO): peroxisome
Molecular function (GO): FAD binding; fatty acid binding; pristanoyl-CoA oxidase activity
Source: RefSeq, a predicted model, not a curated record